This is a messenger RNA of Symbiodinium necroappetens, 3180 nucleotides long. The record is from the annotation of a GenBank genome assembly. Lineage: Eukaryota; Dinophyceae; Suessiales; Symbiodiniaceae.
AUGAAGCCCAAGGACGAGGAAGCAGAAGCCGAAGGCAGCACGACUCAGAGUAACAGGCGACAGCAUAAAGUCAAGGGGCCCCGUGACAUUAAUUUUGCUAGAUCUUUUGAGAAUAGGAGCGGCCAAGGGCGAUUUUCCGUGCAAGCCAUGGCAGAACAGGCCGUUCCCGAACGGACGGUGCGUGCAGUCGUUCUGCCCUGCGGAAAGAAAGGGACGUUCAAAGGAGAAGUGUACGAACAGGCCGUUCGGGUCCAGGCCGACGACAAACUUUCGACUCCGGGCUUUUUCUUCUGGAUCCUAAGAUGGAUCGUGGACUUUCUCGGCGGGACACCAACCCGGAACUUUGCGGGAAGGAGUCGGGAUGCCAUGGUCUGUCGCACAGCGACCGUGUUGGCGGACGGCUUGUCGUCUUCGGAAACAGAGCAGGACGAGCCGGAGGCGUCGGAGGAGGGCCGGGUUUUGCCAAGUGGAGAGAGUCACGUCACCUUGAGCGGGAUGAUGACAAUGCAGGAACGUUCGGCCAAGAAGAGAAAGUCCAAAGACCAGCCGGCCGUGAAGGAGGAGUCGGCCGAGCCGGCCGGUGUCAAAGAGGAGCUGGACGAAGAGUCUGGGCAGGACGAGGGUGACGAGGCGGACCUCGUGCGAAGGAGCGACUUCAGCAUGUCGUCGUUCGCCUGCCUCUGCUGGUUGGCCAACCUGAUGAGCAAAGGGCCAAGAGCGAAUUCCAAAUGGAAUUUGGAGAGUGGGGAGGUUCGAAGUCGUGCUGAGGCCCUGCUGGAAGGGAUGCGAGACUCGUUUUGGCAGGACGUUCGUGGUCGCGGCAUCUCGGUGGUGGCAGGCGUCCUCUCCGUGGAGCAGCUGGCGGCGGCCUACGGUCAGGUCGUAGCGAAGAUCUUCGCCAAACGGAAGAACGUCUGCAUCGUGGAGGCCAUGCGGGUCUUGCAGGCGGACAGUGCGAGACGGUCUCUCAGCCAGGACCGCCGACGGCUCGCCGAGAAGGUCUUCAGCCGUUUGCUGGUGACCCUGGCCGAGGCCAUCGACCAGUCGAAAGGGCAGGCCGUUUGGACCGCCCAUCGUGUUGAGUCGCUCGAGCAGCUGAGGACCGUCUCUCACGGCUGCCAAGAGGCCGUUCUGCAGGCAGGGUCGGCAGCCGGGCCGUCCAUUGCAGCUGCUCUGCAGUCUCAGCAGCACCUGACGUCGGCCGUCGAGGAGAAAGGUCCCCGGAGUCGAGACAAACCGGGGAAGUUCUUGGAGGCAGAGCGACUCUCGUACUGCAACAGCGGACGUUCGACGUUCGCUUCGACGGCCGUCCUCAGCGUCGUCGCAGAUGCCGUUCACGUCGGCGACGACGACUGGCUGAACGUCUUCGUUUGCGACCCGGCGGCCGACGUCAAGAAGGGCACGGCCAUCGCCGUCGAGCAGUUCGUGGACGUUUGGCAGGGCCGCAUCACGAAGUUCUUCGAGAAGGCGGGCACGAAGGGUCGUUCGGCAGGCAAAAGCACUGGCGGGGUACGAGAGCCGGAGCGACAGGCAACUCAGGACUGGCUCCGAGACGUCUCUCACAGCCUUUCGGCCGUCGGCUGGAGCUGGUCGGCGUUGGGUCCCUCGCCGGACAACAGCAAGAGGCCGAAGGUGCUCGUGCUUUGCACCGACCAAGAAGCGACACAACUGGCGGCCGUUAACUACCUCAAAUUCGGUCGUUCGCUCUUCGUGGAGUACGUCAACGACCCUGCCCAUCGGAGCCAUAACGAUGUGCACCUCGCCUUGGCCUCUGCCGGACUACUGACGUUCGCCCUCGUGUCGCUCGGCCUUUACAAUGUCCGAUAUGGGCCUUGGAACAAAGGAGGCUGGUUUGGCAAAGUGCAAAGCAUGGCCGACCAACUCAGCCAGUCGAUGUCGCCAUCCGACCCCCUCCUCCUGGCGUUCUUUCCGGACAUUCUGUCCGAUCAAGGUCGUUCGCAGGAAGACAACACGGAGGACAACCGGAAGCUCUUCUUGGAGGGUCUGCCCAACAGGUCCUUCGUCCGCUCCAAAGGAAGCAAAGCCUCGCAGUCUCGCUUCAACAGCUUGUCCAUCGCCCACUCGGAGUUGGACAAGGAUUGGUCGGCCUUUUGCUUCGUUUUGGCAGCUGUGUGCGUGGCCGAAGGCUGGACGAAGACUGCCUCGGAGCUGUGGGCUCCUGGAGCCGGCAAAGUGCAGGAGGCCAGCAGCGGCAGCAGGACGGCUGCGAAGGCGGCAGCUCGCAAGACCAUCCAGCACCAGCGAGGCAGUUCGGUCAACACUCUACACGGCAUGACGGCCUUUGCGUGCAAUCCCGACAACCGGUCGCUCGCAAGAACGUUGUUUUUCGUUCUGCAGCCCGAGGGCGUUCGCUGCAGCCAGAUGUUGGAGGAGCUCAGGUCGUUGGAAGCGACCAUCUCCAUCUAUAGCAGCUGGGCCCACUGGGGCUACAUGAACGUGGCUAGGGAACACAUCGCUCGUCUUUCGGACCUGGCAGCCCUUCAGCGUUUGGGCUUGGAUCUCGCCUUGGACUUUCCCGACCACGACGAGGCCGAGCCCGCCCUGCUCUACCAGGACACGGUCGCUCGAAGGGUCUUGAGGCUGACCUUUCGCUUGCUUCGCUUUCGCUGCGGCUCCCAACUGCCGAGCACGAACGGUUGGGGUGCCACUGCUGGCCUCCUCCACGAGAGCACGGCCUGUCGGCUGGCCAGCCUUGCGUUUCUCAGAGACAUGGACAAGACGGUGACGGCAGUUCGGGAGACUGGGUCGCUGGAGGCCAAGACACUGCUCGAGGGCCAUCCGGCCACGGGGCCUGUCCUGGCCAUGGUCCUGUCGGAACUGCGGUCUUCGUCGUUCGUGGAGGUGCCGGCCGAGACGUUCGACUUUCUGCGGCAUUGCUGGGGUGGCCUCUUGAAUUCCAAGUUGGUCGAAGAUGCGAAUAAGGUGCAGCGUGAAGCGGAGCAGAGGAAUGGGACUGCCAAGACUCUCGGCCGCCUCGAAGGGUGGCAUGGCCUCUCGAGAAAGAGGCUUUUCCAGGACUACCGGCGGAAGGAAGUGGCCAACGGCACCAUGGUCAGCGUACCCGCGUCGUUCGAUGCCGAUGCCUGGUUCGUUCGCAAGAGGAGGCGAACGAGUGCGGGGUCGGCCGCCUCGCAGGCCGAUGUCGCAGAAGUAGAGACU